AUGGCAUCGACCAUGCCCCCAUACAUGUUGCCGGGCGUGCAAGUGGCACAACCCCCGCACCUUGACGGUGACUCCUCCCUUGCUACAGAAAUCCUUCCUGGGCCGCCUUCCAUCACUUCUGUCCAGCAGGCUGCGCUGAAGAGAGACACAAAGAAACCUGUAUCAUAUUUGCCGCCCUUAGACCCCAACUCCACCUACUCGGCACUUCUGGCGGUUACGCCUGCUGCCAGUAUACCACAAAUCGACAGGCCUCGUACAAAACGCAUGCGAGCGGAGCGAGGAGGUGCGUCCGGGCGUGCUCAACGUGCCACUGCACGCCAUCAGAACGGUCAGACGGCCAUUGCUCCGAUUCCCUCCGCCAGCAACGAAGGCAGUUCAAUUUCUGCCUUGCAGGCUGCGCCAAUCGACGUGGAUGCGGCUCCGAUUUCGGACGAUAUGCCAGAUACUUCUGCUUCUGCUCCUGCCAAAGCCUCAACCGGCAAACCCUCAAACGGCCGUGGGAGACCAAGAAAGGACAAGGGGAAGGGGAAGGAGGUGUCGUCUACUAGCGUAACGGUGAAGGAGGAGCCCAAGACGGUAGUGUUGAACACCCCAGAGCCACCUCUUCCUAUGAUCAACAACAACGAGGACCAUUGUUUUGCGUGUCGGUCUACAGGUGCUCUUAUCUACUGUGACGGAUGUCCCCGAGCUUUUCAUUUCUGGUGUCUCGACCCGCCAGAGGAGAAUGUGGAUGAAGGAAAUAGUAAAUGGUAUUGUCCUGCAUGCACAGCAAAACAGUUUCCACCGCAAAAACCCCCGCCCGGGCUCUUCUCACCCCUCAUCCAACACCUCCUCCACGCCAACCCGAACGAGUAUCAACUACCAGAAGAUAUCAGGACGUUUUUCAAAGAUGUGGCUACGGCUCCGAACGGAGCAUAUGUCGACAGCUCUGAGACCAAACAACCUCGAUUAAAUCGACAUGGUCAACUAGAUGAGCGAGAUCAACAUCGACUUCGUGACAGAAACGGGGUACCUGUGCUUUGUUUUCGUUGUGGGACAUCCGCGCUGCCCGAAUCUGUCGCGGCCGCAGCUCCCGCAGCCAAGAGAGCACGGCGGUCAUCGUCUACCAACGUCUCAGAAACAUGGCGUCCGAUUGUCUCUUGCGAUUAUUGCAGUCUUCAUUGGCAUCUUGAUUGCUUAGAACCACCCCUUGCUAUUAUGCCAACCUUUACCAAGAAGUGGAUGUGUCCGAAUCACUCUGAGCAAGUCAUACCGCUGAAACGUCGAAUACCCAAACACAACGCACCACCAAUAGAUAUUACAGGACCAAACCAGUUCAACAAUGGAAACAUUGAAGUAAUACAACCGGAGACUAUGCCAAAUAAUACGCAGGCGAAGGUAGCCGUGGAUGAGGUGCUGAUCAAUGGUCGCCGCUAUCGGGUUCCAGAGAGGGUUAUUGUAUUGGACUUUUGGAACCGCAUCAACGGGACUUAUGGCAUUCAAUCACAGAUCUCCGAGGAAGAGGACUCGGGCAUGUCAUCACCCCUCACUUCGUUAAGUUCUCUGGAAGGUGACCUGGAAGAUAUAUUCCCACCUUUUGAUUCAUCACACAACGCGGAUGAUUUGCAUGCGGCCAGUUUGCUCAUGGGGUUUAAAGCAAUGUCACAUCUUCGCCCACACCGCUCCCCUUCCAAAACCAACGCACUGGUCAACGGCAUCUCCAAGCAUUCUUCACGGUCCAAGGUUGACACAAGUAAACAAACGGAUGCAGAAGAUAUUUCGGGCAAUCACCACGCGCGUAUCAUAUCAAGGAAUCCCUCUCUCUCAGUCCCCAAGCCUCCCCGGGCCGUCACUGCCAAUGGUAUGGCUCGGACCAUCACAAACGAAUCCACUGUUAGCUCGAUAUCCUCCGCUGGGCCUUCGACAGCACCUGCCAAACGCAGACGGAAGUCUGCCGUCAGUAUUCAGCCGGAACCGAGUGCCAGGGAAUUGCGGUCGAGGACUAAAAGAGAGGAUACGGCGACUAGUAUAACUACUAAGGGGUCUUCAGUCAUUCGUUCAGAAGCAGCUCCGAGCGCGAGAAGAACAGGACCAGCGAAGACAAUGUCCGCUUCUGAAUACCUGGUACAUGCCGGAGUGGUGCCCCCUCGGGAGAUGCGACCUCCAGAUAUCAUCCCGGCUCCCCGUAUCAUUAUAAAGUUGGAGGACACCGAUCAAACGAGCCUCCUCCUUUCAGGGUCUCCCCCAAAGGUGAAACGCCGGGCUCGUAAAACCGUUCAGAAAGAGCAGAAAGAGAAAGAAGUUGAUCCCCCCAAGGAGAAGCGGGGGAGGAAGCGGAAACAGCGAGAUGACGAGGUUGAGCUCGACGAGCCUCCUUCUACGUCUCAGCGGCCCCAAGAAAAGGCUCCAACGACUCGGAGGGUGGUCUCGAAUAAGUCUGAGGUUGACAAGCCCGAAUCUGAUAAGCCUAAACCAAUAAUAACGCGGAAUCGCCCCCCAGCCAACUCGCGCGCGAAGGCCCAGGCGAAGGCGAAGGCCCCGACUGCGAGCUCUACAACAUCGACGCCAACGCUUAAGAUCCGUCUCCCAAGAAUGAGCACAGUUAAUCUCUCCUCGCCCCAACGACAAGGUCUUAACGUCGAUACCCCCACUUGUUUAUAA
Pleurotus ostreatus (oyster mushroom) is the source of this 2640-nucleotide messenger RNA. RefSeq lists its product as uncharacterized. Gene Ontology annotation, cellular component: Rpd3S complex. Bases 1 to 2640 code for a protein of 879 amino acids. Gene Ontology annotation, biological process: regulation of transcription by RNA polymerase II. The record is from RefSeq and is a predicted model, not a curated record. The transcript is spliced from 13 exons. Lineage: Eukaryota; Fungi; Basidiomycota; Agaricomycetes; Agaricales; Pleurotaceae.